ACGAACAUUCCUUUCCUUUCCCCUCUCACCCUCUGCCCCUCCUAAACCCCCACUAUCUCUCCAAGCUCCACGGCACGGAUGGGCGCCGCCGUGGCCGUUCUGCGGAGAACGGCGGCGGGCGAGGAGGCGGCGGAGGAGGAGGAGCAGUGCCGCAUCUGCCGGGACCCCGCCGACGCGGACCGCCCGCUGCGCCGCCCCUGCGGCUGCAAGGGCAGCAUGCGCUUCGUCCACGACCACUGCCAGAUCCGGUGGCUCAAAUCCCGCCGCCAAUCCUUGUGCGAGGUGUGCAGGCGCCAGAUCUUCACCCGCCCCAUCUACGCCGCGGGCACCCCGGCCCCUGCCCCGGCCCUGGCGAGGCCCGUGUGCCUGCUCUUAGCGCUGCUGUACCUCAUCUUGACAGCCCUGGUCGCUUGGGCGCUCGCCGGCCUCUGUACAUGGCGCCUCGCGCUCGCCAGGAGCCGCGACGAGGCGUUCCGUCUGCUGCUCUCGAUCCGCCUCUAUGGCCCCGCCGCCCUUGCUCACCUCGCGCUCAAGGCAGAACACACGUUUCGUGCAAACUACGGGGCACGUCUGCGCCGCUGCCAAGAUGUCACGCUGCGCCUCCUUCGGUUUUCCUUGUCGGUGGUAAUGGGUGACAUGGCUCUAGCCUGUAUAUUUGCAUUUCUCCCUUUCACACUUGGAAGGAUUGCUCUAUUGUGCAGAGCUGAAGUUGACUCAUAUGCUUCAACACCUUCUACCCUCCUAUUUGGAUAUGGAUUUAUCUUCUCACUGGGAGCAACUUUUGCUGGGCUGCAUACUUUUCAUCAAUACUUGAGGAGCGAGGACAUUUUCUUCGAGAGUCUGUUUGAUAUAUUCUUCAGCGGGAUCAUAAAGUUUAUCAUUGUUGUGAAUAUUUCUCUUAACCUCAUAAACACAGCUAUAAUAUGGCCACUGUUGUUUGCCUGGUCACUUGAUAUCUGCACUUCAAAAAUGUUUGAUGCAACCAUCUUUGAAAGGUUUAAACCUCUGUUUGCUUCGAUUUACGUUUCUACUGCUCUUCAAUGGCUUAUUGGAUGCGCACUUUUGGAUCUAGUCUCCAUAUUCUCUGGACUUCAUUCCAUGAUUUUGAGGCCAGGAGUUACAUCUCCUUUUGUCGACCAUAAUGUAAACAUCCGUGAUCCGUUCUACAAAUUUUAUUUCAAGAAGCUUCCUGGUCUUUUUAUUGGCAUCAUCCUUAUUGCUAUGGUCAUUGUUGUUCCUAUUCAAAUUGCCGGUCGAUUGUCAACCGGGAAGUUCCUAGUAGAUAUCAUCUACUUCAAUAUUCCUACAAAGGGCACAUCAUUUUGGUCAGCACCACAGAACUACACAGAUUCGCUUUGUGGUGUUCUUCUAGUGAGGUUUCUCAUUGGCCAUACGCAUGCACUCAUAGGCUUUGAGUGGAUAGUGAAGAAGGUGAUGCAUUAUACAUUUCCCACUGGACAGACUCUUGGCCUGUCAGUUUCGGUGACUGUCUGGCCCAAUGGAGCUUUUGAUCAUGACGGUGGGAGCAGUGUCGCACCAAAAGACAAAUAUGGUAGCACUAAUGAGGCUAAGGAUAAAAGACGCAGAGGUGUUCUCAAUACUUACCCUUGCACAAGGAGAUUGGUCUCACUUCGCAUAAUCCUGCAUGUGAUGCUUGGGUGUUUGACUGUUAUGAUAUGCAAUUCAGCUGUGCUUAUUUUGACAAUCUCAGUGGGGCGUGCACUGUUAUUUACCAUCCCUCAGCUGCCACUUACAGGUGGAUUGAAGUCCAAUAAUGAUCUACUUGCUUUGGUUGUCGGAUUUGGCAUCAUAUCAACUAUUAUUGCCACCUCAAGAGACUUAUUUGCCUACAUGAGUUCUGGGAGAAAGCACCUUGUAGCUUUGAAUCGUUGUCUUAUUGUGUUCUUAUGGUUUGCCAUCAUUCCCUUCCUGAUCGGGCUGCUGGUUGAUUUAUCGCUAAUAUCGCCAUUCACUGGGCCUGAUGAUGGUGUUCCAGUUCUAGACUUGUUCUACACUUGGUUCCUGGGGUGGCUAUUGCUGAAAAUCUGGGUAAAAUGGAGAAUUUUCUACAUGGGGAAGAAGCCGGGCAGCGCUGGCCCUUCCUCGGCAUCCAGGCCCAUGAACCAGGCCCUGUCGCUCCGCGAGGAGACCUCCGGAAAGACGCCGGCCGGCACGCCCUCCCUGCUGAGGGUCCAGCACCUGCAGCGGCUGGGGGCGUGGGCAAGCGGUGAGGCGGGAGUUGGCUCGAUCGGAGCGCUGCUGGGCCGCCGCUUCGCCACGGACGCCGAGGCGGCCGGGAUCCCCGUAGGUGCUUCCACCUUCCUUUGCCAGAGGUGUGAAUCAAUCUUACAGCCAGGCUUCAACUGCACAAUCCGCAUAAAGAACAACAAAAAGAAAGCAAAACGGCGCAAGAAGUCAAAUCCUGGCCAAAAUAGUGUUGUCUAUGCAUGCCAUUUCUGUGGAGACCAAAACCUGAUACGGGGUAGUGGAAAGGGUAUCGUGAAGGUACUGUUAUCAUCAAGAAAGCCUGUUAGCACAAUGUUGAAAGCAGAACAUAUGAACGCGCCAACAGUAACUACUAAAAAGGGGAUCGAGCAUUCUGUGACAGCAGCCUCGCAACUGGAAUCAUCCAGGUUGAGAAUAUCCACUCUUGAAAAGGAUAAUAAACAAGGUAAUGGGCCUAAAUCUAAUCUUCCUGAAGAUUAUAAAAUGGAGAAAGGGGCAGUUUUCUCAAUGGUGGAUCGUGGUCAGUUAGCGGCUGCACACAAAGGCAUCCUGCAGAAAAUCGAAGUAGAAAGCGCACGUGAUAAAUGUGUGAAUGGAAUUGAGCCCGCGGCUUCUAAAAAUACUAGUACAUGCGAACAUGAUGUCACUUCUCAAGCAGAAUUUCUAGCUGGGUCAAACUUUGUUACUCCUCAGAAGAACAAACUGGCGGAAGUGGCCGCGCCUAUAGCUUCAGUAGAAGCAUUGAAGACUAGAAGUACACCGAACAGCAAAGCGCAGAAUUAUGGUUCAGUUGCUGGCAAGGCCCCUGGAAGUUAUAGCAAGUCAGCUUCGAAUACCAAAUCUGCGCCAGGUGAUUCUACUCAGCCGGCUGGCAGUUCAAGGAAGCGGGCAAGAAAAGGGUGGACUACGCUGAAGCAGAUCGCUGAGAAGGACGAGCUUGAGAGAAAAGAGAAGAUGGAUAACUUUGUAAUCCCGUUCUUCAUGGAGUAGAAUAUCUUUUACAGUUGGCCCCUGUUGUAAACGUUGGGCUGGAAGAACAGUUGCAGUUUUUGGUGAUACUUUUUAGUUAUGUACUUUUGCACCAAUCAUGUUGUUGAAAUAUAAAGUUGCGAAGGAGUUCAAAAUU
Molecule: messenger RNA, 3352 nt
Organism: Triticum aestivum (bread wheat)
Lineage: Eukaryota; Viridiplantae; Streptophyta; Magnoliopsida; Poales; Poaceae
Product: probable E3 ubiquitin ligase SUD1
Exons: 10
Coding region: 79-3216 (1045 amino acids)
Biological process (GO): ERAD pathway; RNA processing
Cellular component (GO): endoplasmic reticulum membrane
Molecular function (GO): zinc ion binding
Source: RefSeq, a predicted model, not a curated record